UUUUCUCUUCACCGGCGGAGCAGCGGUGGGCGAGAGGUUCGGCUGCUGGCGGCGCCGACCAGCGACGCAAGAGAAGGGGAGGGCGUCGGCGGCGGCGGGAGGUGGCCGGAGGAGGAGGUCGUCGGCGAGCGCGCUCCUGGUCCUGCUCUGGCUGUUGAUGCGGCCGGGAGGUAUCGCCGAUAUAGGGGCUCGUCGUUGGUCGUCGUCACGGGAGGUAUCGCCGUCCGCUGGGGAUGUCAAAAUGCAGAGAGUUCGUGUCUUAGAAGACGGCCAUGAGCUUGGCUUCUCCCAGCACAUGCCCCUCGAUGGCGUCCAUCAGCUUAUCCUUGAUCACCUGUAAGCAAUCAAGAAUCAAUCACAGUUAAUUAAUCCUUAAACAGCAAAGAUAAUCGCUAAAAGAUUGUUCGAUCGACUUGCCUUGUUGCCGAGGUGCACCUCGUCGUCGAGGACGUAGAGCUUGAACUGGAUGCGGUGGCCGCAGGAGGGAGGGAUGACGACGACGCCGGCCGCACCGCCGAGGCCGCGACUUGCGCCAGGGCCGGCGCCACGCUCGCGCCGAGCGGCCGCCAGCCGCGCCUAGCCGCAUCGGCGCCGCCGUCGCUCGGCCGAGCUCGGCUGCAUCGGCGCCACCGCCGCCGCGCCUGCGCAGUAGCAGCCAGAGCAGGAGCAGGAGCAGGAGCGCGCUCGCCGGCGACCUCCUCCUCCGGCCAGCUCCCGCCGCCGACGACACCCUCCCCUUCUCUUGCGUCGCUGGCCGGCCCCGCCGGCAGCCGAACCUCUCGUGACCCGUGGGCCGUGGCUCCGUGCUCGUUCGCCGUCCGCUUCGCCCGCAGCCCGCCCACCGAUGCUCUGUCCGCCGCCCGCUCCGCCCGUAGCUGGCCGCCGCUCCACUGCCGCGCUCGCCCACCGCCGCUCCGCCGGUGAAGAGAAAAGUGAAGAGGAGAAAAAAGAUAUGUGAAGGUGACAUGUGGUUUCCACGAAAUUUUUUUUUUUUUUCUGUCUAGGAUGUCACGUCAGCAAAACUGGGCAAAAAUACUGCCAAGGAGCUCGGGUGAACGGUUUGAAUGAAUUUAUGGGCGAAUAUUUCUGGUUUUGUGGUUGAGGGACCUCCAAAAAAUCUCGCUGUUAAGUUGAGGGUCCUACGAUGAACUUAUUCCGCGUCGUGAGCGACUCGGCAAGUGGGCCCGUGGCGACGCGCCACACACACGCACAUCUGCAGUUACUCACUCCUCUUCGCCGUCGCCAUUGCUGAGCUGCUGCUGUUGCUGUGGCUGGCUGAUAGGCGACGGCAAUGGCGCCCUCCUCCACUCCUCCUCCGCCCUCCCCGAGCCGCCACCUCCUUCCGGUUUUCUCUACACCCCCGCGUACCCUUCUCCAGUCGCCGCAACUCACACAGACACAGUACUGCAUCCAAGACGGACGGCCGUGCCGCGCAAAUUUUUCACCGGCGAGGCGGCGACGCUGGAUUCCUUCGCCGUCCAAGUCCAGCCAUCCGGACGCUAUCCAGACAGAAGGUGAUCCUACCACCAACCUGUGGUGAUUGGUCUCAAAUUUUCAUGCCCUAGUAAUCUCUGCACAGCUUUCAGUGCUGCUGCUGCCCUUCAAAAUGGGGGUGGCGCCUUCUAAGAUUGAGGAUGAUAGGGCCCUCGUGUUAUGCCAGGAGAGGAAGCGUUUCGUCAGAGAAGCAAUCGACGGAAGAUGCGCACUUGCAGCUGCUCACUGUGAUUAUAUUCGGUCACUGAGAGACACUGGCUUUCUGCUAAGGAAAUGUUUUGAACAUGAAGCAUCUGAAGAAUCGAUACCAAAUAAUAAAUCGCCGUCUUCUUUUCAGGCCAGUCAUAUGAAAGCUGCCAUGAAUUCCAUUAGAACUUAUCUGGAGAAGGUGGCAACUCCUGUGACAGUGACUAUGGUCAGUGCCUCAUCUCAAGAUCCUACUGGUACUUCACCAUUGGACCAUUUUGACCAAAUUCACCCAGGUGACAACCAGUUUUCACCUAAAGAAAAGGAUAGAUCUGGCCAAUGUUUGGACAAGGUGGAUGAUCCUAGACCCUUCCUAGAGGAGGGAAUCCCAGAGCUCGAAGAGGAAGGGGAGAGAACUCCUUCGAAUGAGGAGGAUGGUUUUGCAGAAUCAAAAGAUGAUUUUGCAAAUGAGGAAGAGAAUUUCUCUGAAUCAAAUGAUGCUUUCCUCAGUCCAUCCAUUGAAACGUUUGUGCCAGUGUCAAACAGCAACGACGUGUCUGAUAAAAAUAGUUCAACAGACAAGGCACCUGAGCAUCAUGGUCAUGGAAGUGUGGCAUCAAAAGAUAUUGCUUUACCAAAUACUGGUUGCCAAAAUGAUAACCCCCAAAAUGAGAGGAGAAUGACUGACAUUCACACAAAUGAAAAUUAUAGCAAUUCUGCUGUGUCCCCAGUUAAUGUCGUACCACCUUCAGGUGCUGCCUUUCCUAUGGUCUCAAAGGAACCGUAUCCUUAUUUAAGCAUAUCUGUGAAGGGCCUAUAUACAGGCAUGGUAGAGAUUGAGAGAUUAUUUUCCAGAGCUUGUGAUUCGGGAAAAGAAGUCACAAGGGUUCUCGAUGAAGAUAAAUUACAGUUUCGCGCCCUACUACCACAAGAAACAGCGCGUGGAUCAGCAUCAUCUAGUUUUCUGUCAACAUUGUUUGCCUGCUGCAGGGAGGAUGUCCCUCUUCCUGAAACUCCUUCUCAAGCUGAGGUAAAAUACCUUACCUGGCAUAGGUCAGUGUCUUCACAGUUGUCGCUGUCUAGAAAUCCUCCUGGGGCUAUUACUGUCAUGCAUACCUCAACACUAGAUAAACUGUAUGCAUGGGAGGAAAAGCUUUAUGAUGAAGUCAAGGUCAACAGUGCCAUAUGCAGGAGAUAUGAUGAGAAAUGCAAGCAACUGAGAGACCAGGAGUCGAGAGGGAAAAAUCAAAUUCUUGUUGAUUUUACCCGCGCUACUGUAAAGGAUUUGCAUUCCAGAAUUCUAGUGGCUAUUCAGAAAAUAGACUUCAUUUCUAAGAACAUAGAAGACAUAAGAGAUAAAGAGCUUCAACCACAGUUGGAUGAACUAAUCAGAAGUUUAACUAGGAUGUGGGAAACAAUGCUUGAGUGCCAUCAUCUUCAACUUGCAAUCAUGAAGCUAGUAUCCAGCAAACGGAGUGUAAAAUUAUCAUUUCAGUCAGAGUCUGAAUGCCAAGAUGCCCUUCUCCUCUCAGCUAAGCUAAUUAAAUUAUGUUCAGACUUCCAAAACUGGGUGGCAUCACACAAGGUUUACCUGUCUAGCCUUAACUUAUGGCUGCACAAGUGCAUGAAACCGCUGAAGAAGAGGAAGGGCUCCAGGAAGCAAAAUGUUGUUGAUGUUUCUCUAACAGAAUGUGCUGUUGCACCCAUAUUUACAACUUGCGAAAUCUGGAUUAAAUUAAUUGACGAUUUACUGACCAAUGAGUUGGUGAAAGCCAUUGAAAAUCUCGUUGCAGAUGUCGGCCGUUCCUUUCCGCACCAAGAGCAGGUGCUAAAUGGUGAAACAGGAGGAGAAAUCCUGAGAAAUAAUGCCCCUGCUGAUGUACAGUCAAGUCUGAUGGCAUUCUUAGAGAAGCUUGAAGCCUUUUCAGCAGUUUCACUGCAGAAGUAUAUUGAUCUGCAGAAAAACAUCGACGAGGCAAAGGAUAGGUUUUCGAGAGAAGAUUAAAGUACGAUUGCAAGUAGCUCAAGUGAGCUCUUAGUAAUAUGGCCCCCCUUGAGUUGGAUGAGUAAAAUGUUCCAUAUGUAAAUUCCUGGUUGUGAUGAUAUUGUGUAUCGAGUCGUUUUGUCAGUUGUAAAUGUUUUGUGUAGUCUCUGGUGGGAGUAUGGGGCUACAGUUAAGUUAGAAACAUGAGAGGACAAUACGCUGUAAGAUACUGAUAUGAACAUGAUGUAUGCACCAUUUUUCCAGAACAGUUCAGUGAUUUGUCAAUGUAGCGUUGAAA
Messenger RNA from Oryza sativa Japonica Group (Japanese rice), 3962 nucleotides. Its product is annotated as nitrate regulatory gene2 protein. Lineage: Eukaryota; Viridiplantae; Streptophyta; Magnoliopsida; Poales; Poaceae. The record is from RefSeq and is a predicted model, not a curated record.